AUGAAGUUUAUUACUACUAAUCUUGUUCAGUGUGCAGUGAAGUCUUGUCAAUCUUCGCAAGAUGCUUUCCCAUUGAAAUAUGAGGAGUGUCAAUUAGUUCAGGAGGAGCAGGAGUUCAAACCUGAGUUUAUUGCACAUAUGUUAGAUAAACUAGAUUGGGAUGCAGUAAUAGCAGUAGCGAAAGAUUUGGGAAAUGAUUCGUUGCCGCUAAAGAAACCAGAUGGAUUGGAUCCAAUAAUGGAGGACGAUAAAGAAGUGUUGAAGGAUCUUCACACUUUACUAGUUGAAACACAAUUGGUAGAGGGUAAGAUGAUUUGCAGAAAUUGUCACCAUGUUUAUUAUAUUAAAAAUUCGAUACCCAAUUUUCUAUUACCGCCUCAUCUCAUAUGA
This is a messenger RNA of Lodderomyces oxycetoniae, 390 nucleotides long. RefSeq names its product RNA methylation protein. Gene Ontology annotation, biological process: rRNA (guanine-N7)-methylation; peptidyl-glutamine methylation; tRNA methylation. NCBI's taxonomy places the organism in Eukaryota, Fungi, Ascomycota, Pichiomycetes, Serinales, Debaryomycetaceae. Gene Ontology annotation, molecular function: protein heterodimerization activity. The transcript has a single exon. The coding region runs from base 1 to 390 and encodes 129 amino acids. The record is from RefSeq and is a predicted model, not a curated record.